AUGCCCAUCAAUCUUGACAACAUUUCAUUUUACUCGGCUCCAGCGCAAGCUGUGCGUUCAUUGGCAGCCCGAAGCACAACAAGACAGACUCUCAGUCCUUCCUGUUCUGUGAUGGGAAGAACCGCGAUCCCUCCUUCAGACGACACAACGACCACGCCCGAUCAGAUCAAGAGUCAUCGUGACAAGAACCCAAUCGUGUCCUCCCAAUCCCUUCCGCAGUCAAAUGUCGAGGGCAAAGUCAAUUCAAAUGAUAAGCCGUAUCUGCGGAUUGAACGCUGCCCAGGGUCUGGCGAUAUGGGCCACAGCUCAGCCAAGAAGCCUGUGACAGUGGACUUCAAUACGCGCGAGAAUUCGCCUGAGACGGCGGCUUGGUCUGCCAACUGUCUACCAGUCUCGGCGCAUUCGUUGCCAUCCGAGGCAUUCACGGCGGCAAUGCUUCCUUCGCACCCAGAUCCAGGUCCCCAAGCUGCCAACAACACAGCCGACCAGGCUCUCCCUCAAAAGUCGACUAAGAAUGCAUCGACUGUCAGCUCAGAGACCUCUGCCCCAGAAAGCAGUCCGCCCUACACCGAGAAUAUUCCCCAAGUGAGUCAAGCAGCCGAUGACGACUUGACGGUCUGGCUGCAACAUCAACAAGUCGUGCCAUCCAGCAGCGCGGAAAUUGAAGAGGCCUCAGAAUCCCCGAGAGGGCCUGCUGAAAAGUCUGGCACGAUGCCAAGCCCGGCGUUGGCCGAAAGUAGGCUGCCGUUCUCUAGUUUGGCAUCCGUAGGCCAAGACACGCCAUGUAACGCCGAAACUUACACACGCCAACCCCUUUCCGGACAAGAGACUCCCGAUCCGUGGCCAAAUGUUGGUGUUGAAGAAAGUAGUCCCAGCUCAACCGACCGAAGCGAGCCGCUGAUCACAGAAACGGCACUUCAUCGCAGCAAUUGUUCAUCUUCACCCGACGAAAUGCACCUGGAUGCUGAGACGACAGCAUCAGAUGCUCCUCCUGUACACUUAUCUCGAGUCCGUCGCCGAGCUCGCAAAUCACGACUACCAGCGGGCGCUUAUGCUGAAGUCGAUUCGGACCCGGAAUCUAGCGAUGAGGAUGGCGCUCAUGGAACCAACGAGGACUGCUUCGGAGAUCAAGCCAACCCUGACAGAAUCCGGCGAAGGUCCCAGGGCUGUGAGGACAAUUCUGACCAACGCGGUCGGCCAAAACCCAAACGUCGUAAAAUAAACUCCCAGGAGACUGUUGGCACUAGCAGGGCUCUGAGAUCACGGGACACAUCAUCGCAUUUAGCAUUGAAACCAAGACGAAGGUCAGAGCGGGCUACAAAACGAUCAGGCAUCAGUGGAGUUCUGACCUCGCCAGUCUCUCCUGCUUCUACCGAUAACGAAAUAGAUCCCAGAUCCUUCUUUGGGCAAUACGAUGAGUGGCCUCUCAAGAAUCCAGUCCUGAAGCGCACCACAGAUGGAUUUGUAACGACAUUUCAACUGCAAUGGGAGCAGCCGUCCACAGAAGGACAACAAACGCAUUGCUAUCCCUCAGUUGGUCGGCCUUCAGGUUCUUCGAUGCAGAGACGAAAGCCUGCGAGGCGAUCUGCCAAGUCCAGACGACCGUUUUCAGAACAAGAGAAUAGACUUUUGAUUCAACUGAAAGGACAGGGUCUUUCAUGGAGGGAGAUCCACAACGAUUUCUCGAGCUACUUCCCGGGCCGGUCUCUCGCGACGCUGCAAGUCCACUUCUCUCAGAAGCUGAAUAGGACGAGAGAAAAGGGCUUUGUUAGGUGCGAUGCAUGCAUGUAA
Colletotrichum abscissum is the source of this 1791-nucleotide messenger RNA. RefSeq lists its product as uncharacterized. The transcript has a single exon. The coding region runs from base 1 to 1791 and encodes 596 amino acids. The record is from RefSeq and is a predicted model, not a curated record. Lineage: Eukaryota; Fungi; Ascomycota; Sordariomycetes; Glomerellales; Glomerellaceae.